AUGGCGGAGGAGGAGGACGAGGAGAACAAGGUCCCGAAGGUUGACCCGAUCGUCUUCCUGCGCGACUGGUUCAAGACACGCGUGCUCUCCUCGCUGAAGUGCAAGGAGGACCUCGUCAAUGGCCUCAUCGACAAGGAGCCGAGCGCCACGGCGGUCGACUCGUUCUGGAAGGAGAGCGAGGUGCAGCGGCUGAUCGUGUACUUCAAGGAUGCCGAGCUCCUGGCGACCGUGAACCCGCCGGACCGGUUCAAGAAGAAGACGCUGUGCUUCCUGAAGCUCGCGCCCGUCAAGCUCGACCCGGAAAACGUCGACCAAAAAGUCAUCUUCGGAGACUUCGGCGACGUCCCGCUCGAGCACCUGUCCACCGUGGCGCAAGAGGUUUUCCUCCCCGUGCUGACCAACCCGAGGAACCAGCACGGGUGGCCGGAGGUGAUCACGAGGGAGGUGAUCGAGAACAUGCACAAGUUCAUCGCCAGCGUGUACGUGACCAUCGGCCAGACGAAGGGCAAGACGCUGCUGCCGAUGCCCCCUUCCGACGCGUCCACGGCUGUGUCGGGCGCGGACACGGCUGGCACGUCCACGACGGAUCAGAUCCAUACCCUGGAGUCUGCGAUCGUCACGUGGACCAGACAGAUCAAGAACGUGCUGAGGACGGACCCGGAACACGCGCUGAUGAGAGACGACGGCGAGCACCCGGGCCCUUUGACGGAGCUGGAGUUUUGGGAGGACAAGGCGGCGAACCUCAACGCGAUUCACGAGCAGCUCUCCGGGGCGAAGAUCCGCAAGGUGGUCAAGGUGCUCGAGCUCGCGAAGAGCUCGUACUUCCCCGCGUUCCAGAAGCUCUGCAAGGAGGUGGCUCACGCCAGGGUGGAGGCGAACGACAACCUGCUGUUUUUGAAGCCGCUGGAUAAGUACUUCACCAAGCUGCAGAACAACCAGGACGAGUUCGAAGGCCUCGUGGAGCUGUUCAAGCCCAUCAUGCACCUCGUGAUGCUCGUGUGGAAGCACUCGCACCACUACAACACCCCCGGGCGCAUCGUCGUGCUCAUGCGACAGAUUUGCAACGAUCUCAUCAUGCAGUCGCAAAAGUUUCUCCCCGGCGGCGAGAUCUUCGGGUUGGAACCUCCGGAGGCUGUCGAGAAACUCAAGCUGCUCCUCAGGGUGCUCGGCUCGUUCAAGUCCUUCUACUUCGAGUACAAGGGUAAGACGACGAGGGAGACGCCCCAGAAUCCGUGGAAGUUUCAAAACUCGGCGCUAUUCGCCAGGCUGGACGCGUUUCUCGAGCGGUGCCACGACAUCCUCGACCUGACGCAGACGGUGCUGCAGUUCAACAAGCUCGAGCGCGUGGAGGUUGGAGGCACGAAGGGCAAGGCGCUGUCCGCGAACGUCCGGCAGAUCCACGCCGAUUUCGUCGAGGCGUUGGAGAAGCUUCACCAGGUUGAGUACGACGUGAUGGACGUGGAGUCGAAGAAGUUUGACGACGACUUUUACGAGUUUCGGUCCGUGAUCAAGGAGCUCGAACGGAGGCUGGGUUCCGUCAUCAUCCAGGGCUUCGAGGAUUGCGUCACCGUCGGCACCGCGUUUAAGCUCUUCGACUCGUUCGAGGGUUUGCUGGAGCGCGAGAUCAUCAUGGCGGAUCUGGAGAAGAAGCAGAUGGAGCUGGUGCGCUUCUUCGGCGCCGAUCUCAAGGAGGUGGAGUCCAUAUUCAACUCGCAGAGGGAUAAGCCGGUGGUGGGCAAGAAUCUCCCCCCGUGCUCGGGCGCGGUGAAGUGGGUGCGCGCCCUGCACGAGCGCGUGAAGGACCCCAUGGAGAAGCUGACGUCCCUGAACAAGCUGGUGAUGGAGACGGACGAGUCGCGAGAGGUGACGGAGCUCUACGAGAGAAUCGCGGCGCAGUUUGAAGAGUACGAGACGCAGGUGCUCAAGAACUGGGCCAAGGAGGUGGACGCGACGGGCGAAGAGAAGCUCAAGCUCAACUUGCUCGCGUACGACGAGAAGGCUGAGAUCCCCGGGAUUUUGCGCGUGAACUUUGACCCCAAGCUCGUGAAGCUGCUCAGGGAGACAAAGUAUUUCAUGCUGCUCGACUCCAGCGUGCCCGCGUCCGCUCGCAAGAUUUACGAGCGGAACGAAACGCUGCGUCAGCAAACGGGUAACCUCGACCUCAUCGUCGGCACCUUCAACAACAUCCUCCGCACCCUGCUCCCCGUCGAGCGCCCCCUCGUGGCGUCCAAGAUCGAAAACAUCGAGGAGAUGCUCCAGAAGGCCAUCACGACGCUCAACUGGAACUCGCACAAGAUCAACGACUACCUCGCGGAGGUGAUGACCCACGUGAAGGAGCUCGACACCGUCUUGAACUACCUCAAAAACAGCGUGGAGAAGACCCAGAACGUGUUGAGACAGUGGGAGGAGAACCUCAUGAUUGACCGCAAAGACGGCAAGACGUACGCCGUCGACGAGUUCAAGGAGAUGCAGGAGAAGCUGCAGGCGGAGAGGGACGAGAAGAUCGCCGACGGCGGCGUGGAGAUCACCAAGUUCCUCCAGAUGUCCAACAAAAAGGUGAACGUGCCGAGGGCGUCCAAGGCUUGGCGCGAAUACGUCGAGUACGUCAACGAGAUUGUCAUGGAGGGGUACGCAAACGCCAUUCUCGCGUCGCUGAAAUACCUCAACGAGCAGGUCAACUCGGCAAUCCUGGCGGAGACGGAGCAGGCCCCGCUGCUGGAAGUUUCCCUGGAGCUCGCGGUGCCGGACGUCCAGUGGUCGCCGGAGAUUGGCCAGAGCGGCGAUCCGGAACGGCCGGGCGUUCGCGAUUUGAUCAACGGGUGGGUCCGAGCGUUUCAAAACACCGGGACGCUGGUCCGCCGCCUGGACAUCGGCGAGGGCAACUACAUGAAGGAGCUGGAAGAAGACUUCUACAUCCUCGACGGCGUGUCCGAGUUACAGGCGGUGAUCCUCGCGAACGAGGCGGAGUGCGUGGCGUUCAAGGAGGGCUACGACAAGUACGAAUACCUUUGGCGCAACGACCUCAACGCCACCUUGGCGGAGUUCAUCGAGACCAACGGCGCGGAUGGCGACGAUCCCGAGUUGGACGUCUUCGACGCCGAGAUCGCCAAGUACAAGGCGGUGCAGGAGGAAAUCGCGCACCUGACGACCAGCGCGGUGAUUGGCUGGAUCCGAAUCGACGCCAAGCCGAUGAAGCAGGCGCUCGCCACGUGGGUCACCAAGUGGGUGUUUCUGUUCACGCACUACCUCAGCAACAAGGUGGUCAACUCCAUGUCCGAGCUCUACGAGUUCAUGGCGCGCGGCGACGUGGUGCUGGCCAAGGACCCGACCGAGGCCAACAAGGAGCUGGACGACGCCGGGCGCAACGAGCUGCUGUACGAGAUGAUGGGUUACAUGCGAGACUUGCGAAAGCGCCAGGAUAAGACGGAUGGGAUGUUCGAGCCGCUGGUGGCCACCGUGGCGUUGCUCAAGACGUACGGCAUCAGCAUCAGCGAGGACGUCCUCAAGCAGCUCGAGGAGGCGCCGCUGGCGUGGAGCGCGCUCAAGAAGAAGAGUCUCAACGUCAAGGAGAAGCUGAGCAUGAUGCAGCAGCUCGAGGCUCGCAAAAUUCGCGAAGCCUCCGACGCCUUCGCGAAGAAGGUUGAGGAUUUCCGGGAACUCUUCCAGAAGCUCGCGCCCUUCUCCGUCAAGGGCAAGAUCACGACCGACGCCAUCGAGCCCGCGUACGCGGCGCUGGACCACUUCCACCACGGGAAGAAGGACAGCAAGUACGUCUUUGGCUCGAUCACCGACGUCGUCGUGGAGAGCGCGGAGCUCAACGAGAAGCAGGACCUGUUCGAGCUCAUCGUCACCGACUACGUCGCGCUUCGCAAGUCCAGCGAGGAUCUCACCAACCUGAAGCUCCUCUGGGACAUGAUCUCCUCGGUAAUUUACACGUUCACCUCGUGGAACACCACGCUGUGGGACAAGAUCGACGUGGACUACUUGGUCGAGGAGACCAAGAAGCUGCAGAAGGAGACGAAGCAACUGCCCAAGGGUUGCGCGCAGUACGACGUCUUCCGCACGCUCGGUGAUCAGGUCAAGGCGCUGCUCACCUCGCUGCCGCUCGUGGCGGAGCUGAGGCAUCCCGCGAUGCGGGAGAGACACUGGAAGCUCCUGCAGCAGGUGACGGGGAAGAAGUUCACGAUGGACGAAAAGUUUUCGCUGGGCGACCUCCUCGCUCUCGAGCUGCACACCUGCGCGGACAGCGUCUCCGAGAUUGUCGAGCGCGCGCAGAAGGAGCUGGUCAUCGAGAAGCAGCUCGUGAAGAUCGAGAAGGAUUGGGCGGGUUUGCACCUCGAUUUCGUCCCGUUCACGCCGGACUCGGACGUGGUCAACAUCGUCGUCGACGACCUCAUCGUCGAGGCGCUCGAGAACGACAACCUGCUGCUCCAGAACCUCGGCUCGAACAAGUACGUGCAGGGCACCAAGUUCCAGGAGAUCGUGGACGAGUGGCAGAAGAAGCUCGGCACGGUGGACAGCGUGCUGUCCGUCUGGGCGGAUGUCGCGAAGAAGUGGAGCAUGCUGGAGAGCGUCUUCAUCGGGUCGCAGGAUAUCCGCGUGCAGCUGCCGGAGGAUUCCAAGAGGUUCGACGGCGUCAACACGGAGUUCACGAACAUGAUGCGGGACGCCCCGGACGUCACCAACGUCGUCGAGGCGUGCAACGUCGACGAUAGGCUCGAGAACCUCGAGCGGAUGCUGAGUCUGCUCGAGAUGUGCGAGAAGGCGCUGCAGGAUUACCUCGAGACGAAGCGGAUCGCCUUCCCUCGCUUCUACUUCGUCGCCCCCGCGGAUCUUCUCGACAUCCUGUCCAAGGGUACCAACCCGCAGAUGAUCCUGCGGCACCUGUCCAAGUGCUUCGACAACAUCCACAACCUCUCGUUCGAGCCCGACGAGAUGGGCAACCCGUCCAAGAAUGCGAUCUCGAUGUGGUCCGGCGAGAAGGAGAACGUCGCGUUCGCGGGCAAGUGCAUGUGCGAGGGCCCCGUGGAGCAGUGGCUCAACGUCGUCGUCGAGACGAUGCGCGCGGCGCUGUUCCACGAGUUCAAGCUGUCCGUGCCCAAGUACGAUCAGAUGCCGAGGACCAAGUGGAUGUUUGAGCAGUCGGCGCAAAACACCAUCACCGUGUCGCGCCUCAUCUUCACGCAGGAGGUCAACGAGGCGUUCGACAGGCUCGAGGACGGCGACGACAACGCGAUGAAGGACCUGCUGCAGAAACAGCUCGACCAACUCAAGGGGAUCAUCGAGGCUGUCAACGGCAAACUCGAGAAACUGGACCGCAAGAAGGUGCUGACGCUGUGCACCAUCGACGUGCACGCUCGCGAUACCUGCCAAAAGCUCAUCGACGAAAAGGUGGACGUCGCGGACGCGUUCCAGUGGUCCUCGCAGCUCCGCUACGGCACCAACGAGAAGACCGGCAAACUCCAGAUCAACGUCUGCGACGCGGAGAUUCCCUACAUGUACGAGUACAUCGGCUCUCCCGGAUGUCUCGUCAUCACGCCUCUCACCGAUCGAUGCGUGAUCACCCUCACGCAGGCGCAGAGGCUCGUGCUGGGCGGCGCACCCGCGGGUCCCGCGGGUACCGGCAAGACGGAGACGGUGAAGGACCUCGGCCGCGCUCUCGGCAUCCAGGUGUACGUCUUCAACUGCUCGGACCAGAUGGACUACAAGGCUAUGGGUUCCACCUACAAGGGUCUGGCGCAGACGGGCGCGUGGGGCUGCUUCGACGAGUUCAACCGCAUUCCCGUCGCGGUGCUCUCCGUGUGCUCCACCCAGUACAAGACGGUGCUGGACGCCAUUCGCGCCAAGAAGAGCCAGUUUAUGUUCGAGGAUGUGGAGAUUUCGUUGAGGCCGUCGACCAUGGCGUUCAUAACCAUGAACCCGGGUUACCCCGGGCGCGCCGAGCUGCCCGAGUCGCUCAAGGCGCUCUUCCGCCCGGUGUCCAUGUGCGUCCCCGACCUCGGCAUGAUCUGCGAGAACAUGCUCAUGGGCGAGGGCUUCCAGAUGUCCAAGCUCCUCGCGCGCAAGUUUGUGAUCCUCUACAGACUCUGCCAGGAUCUGCUCUCCGCGGCGCCGCAUUACGACUGGAAGCUCCGCGCGAUCAAGACGACGCUGUACGUCGCUGGCGGUUUGAAGCGCGACCAGCCGCAUCUCACGGAGGACAAGGUCCUGCUCCAGGCUUUGCGCGACUUCAACCUCGGAAAGCUCACCUCGGACGACCACGGAAUCUUCAUGGGCUUGCUCAACGACUUGUUCCCCAAGAUGCUCGCCGACGUUCCCCGACAGCGCGACGAGUCCUUCGAGGCUCAGAUCACCAAAUCCGCCAUCGAACUCGGAUACCAGCCCGAGGAGAUGUUCGUGCUCAAGAUCACACAGUUGAGGGAGAUCUUCACCGUGCGAUGGUCCGUUUUCCUGCUCGGUCCCGCCGGCUGCGGGAAGACGGCGGUGUGGAAGACUCUGCUGCACGCGCAGAACGAGUACGGGGAGAAGGGCAAGGCGGUUCCCGUGAACCCCAAAGCUGUCUCUCGCAACGAGCUCUACGGCUUCCUCCACCCGGCGACUCGCGAGUGGAAGGAAGGCCUGAUGUCCGUGACGUUUCGCGACAUGAGCAACAACACCUCCUACGUUCACCAGUGGAUCGUGUUGGACGGCGACAUCGACGCCGAGUGGAUCGAGUCCAUGAACACCGUCAUGGACGACAACAAGAUGCUCACGCUCGCGUCCAACGAGCGCAUUCCGCUCACGGGCACCAUGCGCCUUCUCCUCGAGAUCAACCACAUGUUCCACUGUUCCCCGGCGACGGUAUCUCGAGGCGGCGUCAUCUACCUGAACCAGGACGACAUCGGCUGGAAGCCCAUGGUCGACUCCUGGAUCGAGGCGCGAGAAGCUACCGAGUACAGGCCGAUCCUCAUCGAACUCUUCGACAGGUACAUGCCGCGGUCGCUGGAGCACUGCCGCCGCGCCUUCCGCACGAUCGUGCCGUUGGUGCCCAUGAACAUCGCGGGUACCGUGUGCAAGAUUCUCGACGGGAUGAUCCCGAAGGAGGCGACGCGCGGCGCCCCCGCGCCGGACCGCAAACUCGUGGAGAUGCAGUUCGUGUUCGCCGCGACGUGGGCGCUGGGCGGCGCGAUGCUGGUGGACAAGACGGUGGACUACCGCGCGCAGUUCAGCAAGUGGUGGGUGGCGGAGUGGAAGAACGUCUUGUACCCCGAGGAGGGGUUGGUUUUCGACUACUACGUCGACCCGGUGUCGAUGCAGAUGCGACCGUGGGAGGAGAAGGUGGAGGGCUUCGGCUACAACCCGUCCGAGGCUUUCGCCAACAUAUUCGUGCCGUCCGUGGAGUCCACCAGGCUCUCCUACUUCCUCAACAGCUUCAUCAAGAACAAGCACUACUGCAUGUUCGUCGGCAACGCGGGCACGGGCAAGACGGCGCUGAUGCGCGAGACUCUGCGCGCGCUGGACUCGGAGAACUGGUGCUUCAGCACGAUCAAUAUGAACAACUUCAUGGACGCGCCCGCGCUUCAGGUGAUCAUGGAGCAGCCGCUGGAGAAGAAGUCGGGAGUUCGCUUCGGCCCGCCCGGCGCCAAGCGAAUGGUCUACUUCUUCGACGAUCUCAACAUGCCCUACGUGGACAAGUACGACACCCAGACGCCGAUCGAGUUGGCGCGUCAGAACAUCGACUACAAGGGCUGGUACGACAAGCAGAAGAUCGUGCUCAAGGAGGUGCUCAACUGCCAGUACAUGGCGUGCAUGAACCCCACCGCCGGUUCUUUCAACAUCACGCCGCGCAUGCAGAGACACUUCGCCACCUUUGCGGUGCAGAUGCCGAGCAAGGCGGUGAUCGCCACCAUGUUCGCGCAGAUCAUCGACGGGCACCUCAAGAACUUCGAUCCGGACAUCUCCAAGUUCGCCCAGAAGGUUGCCGACGCCUCCAUCGAGCUUCACAACCUGGUCGCCAACACCUUCCUGCCGUCGGCGGUCAAGUUUCACUACCAGUGGAACCUCCGCGAGUUGUCCAACAUCACCCAGGGCAUCUGCCGCACGCUUCCCGAGUUUUACACCAACCCGGCGGACCUCGUGCGGCUGUGGAUCCACGAGUGCGAGCGCGUGUUCAGCGAUCGCAUGACGCUCAUCAGCGACAUCGAAAAGUUCGACAACAUGCGAGUCACCGUGACCAAGAAGUACUUCGAGGAUCAGGACAUGGAGGCGAUCGAGGCUCGCCCCAUCUCCUACAACGCGUUCAUACAGCACGACUCGCAGGACAACGGCGCGUACUGCCCGGUGGAUUCCUACGAGAAGCUGAACAAGACUCUGGUGGACAAGCUCAACGAGCACAACGAGAGCAACGCUGUGAUGGACCUCGUGCUCUUCAACCAAGCCAUGGACCACGUGACGCGAAUCACCAGGAUCCUGGAUCUCCCGCGCGGCAACGCCAUGUUGGUCGGCGUCGGCGGCUCCGGCAAGCAAUCGCUCGCCCGACUCGCCACGUUCAUCUGCGGCUUUGAGGUUUUCCAGAUUUCCGUCACGUCUUCCUACGGCAUGGCCGACUUUAAGGUUGACCUCUUCGAGCUGUACAAGAAGGCUGGCGCCAAGGGCCAGCCGGUGACGUUCCUGAUGACCGACGGCCAGAUCGUCCAAGAGCGCUUCCUCGUGUACAUCAACGACCUGUUGAGCUCGGGAUACAUCCCGGACCUGAUGUCCAACGAGGAGAAGGAGGAGAUGUGCAACGCCGUGCGCAAGGAGGUGAAGGAGGCUGGCAUCCUGGACACGCCGGAGAACCUGUGGGAUUUCUUCCUAGACAAGGUGAGGAAGUACCUGCACGUGUGCCUCUGCUUCUCGCCCGUCGGUGACAAGUUCAGGAUCCGCGCGAGGAACUUCCCCGCGCUCAUCAACUGCACCGUCAUCGACUGGUUCCAGCCGUGGCCGCACGAGGCGCUCGUCUCCGUCGCCGGUCGAUUCCUCUCGGAGAUUCCCGAGAUCGAGCCCGAGCUGCUGGAGAACCUGCAGUACCACUGCGCGCACGCGCACAUGUCCGUCAACGACGCCUCCAACGCGUACCUCGACGAGGACCGCCGAUACUACUACACCACGCCCAAGUCGUACCUCGAGCUCAUCUCGUUGUAUAAAGACAUGCUCGCGAACAGGCGCCAGGCGCUGUCCGAGGCGAAGGCGAGGCUCGAGAACGGCGUGGACAAGAUCGCGUUCGCGUCCGCGCAGGUCAACGAGCUGCAGGUGAACCUCAAGCAGGAGCAGAUCAUCGUCGAGGAGAAGAAAAAGGCGACGGACCAGCUCAUCGUCUCCAUAGGAAAGGAGAAGGCGGUGGUGGACGCCGCGGUGGAAGCCGGCGCGGCGGACGAAGCCGAGUGCGCCGCCAUCGCCGAGGAGGUGUCCGCGGUCCAGGCCGAAUGCGCGGAAGACCUCGCCAAGGCGGAGCCCAUCAUCCAGGAAGCCGAGGCUGCGCUCAACUCGCUGGAUAAGAAAUCACUCGGCGAGCUCAAGGCGUACUCCAACGUGGACAAGAUGAUCUCCGCCGUCACCGCCGCGGUGAUGAUCCUCUUCGCCAAGGGUAAGAUUCCCAAGGAUGUCUCCUGGAACGCCGCGAAGAAGUUCAUGGGCUCCGUCGACGGCUUCCUCACGAACCUCGUCAACUUCGACAAGGACAACGUCAAGGAGGAGUGCGUCGCCGAGGUGGAGUCCAAGUACCUCACCAUGCCCAAGUUUACGGUUGCGGACAUCGAGAAAAAGUCAGGCGCCGCCGCCGGUUUGUGCAGCUGGGUCAUCAACAUCUGCAAGUACUUCCGCAUCUACCAGGAGGUGGCGCCCAAGCGCGCGGCGCUCGCGGACGCCAACGCCAAGCUCGACGCCGCCAACGAGAAGCUCAGCGGCAUUCGAGCCAGGGUCAAGGAGCUGCAAGACAAGGUUGCCGCCCUCGAGGAUAACCUCAUGAAGGCGACGGAGGACAAGAACAACGCCAUCGCCGCCGCGGAGAAGACCCAACGCAAGGCGGACCUCGCCGAUCGCCUCGUCAACGGCCUCGCGGGCGAGAACAAGCGCUGGGGAGAGUCCAUCCAGGAGAUGUCGGUUUCGUACAGCAAACUGGUCGGCGACGUGCUAGUGGCGUCCUCCUUUGUUUCCUACGCGGGUGCCUUCAACGCGAAAUUCCGCAAGUCCCUGGUGCACAACAAAUGGCUCCCCGACCUCGUCGAACGCGAUAUUCCGAUGACCGCCGGGGUGGUUCCCCUGGACGUCCUCACCACCGACGCCCUGAAGGCGCAGUGGGGCAUCGAGGGCUUACCCACCGACCCGCUGUCAAUCGAGAACGGCGCAAUCAUGACCGCCGCCAAGCGAUGGGCGCUCAUGAUCGACCCCCAGCUCCAGGGCAUCAAGUGGAUCAAGGAGAAGUGGGGCGACAAGCUCAAGAUCAUCCAACUCUCCAAGCCCAACUACAUCGCGGACGUGGAGCACUGCAUCGAGAACGGCAUCCCGCUGAUGAUCGAAAACCUCCAGGACGACAUCGACGCCGUCCUCGACCCCGUCGUGGCUCGACAGACGAUGAAACGCGGCAGGUCGACGGUGAUGAAGCUCGGCGACAAGGAGGUGGACUACGACCCGAACUUCAAGCUCUACCUCCAGACGAAGCUCUCCAACCCGCACUAUAAACCCGAGAUUGCGGCGCAGACGACUCUGGUGAAUUUCUGCGUCACGGAGAAGGGUCUUGAAGAUCAGCUCCUCGCGCUCGUCGUCGAGAAGGAGCGGUUCGACCUGCAGGAGCAGUCCUCCAACCUCGUCAGACAGCUCGGAGAGUACACCGUGCAGCUCACGGAGCUCGAGGAUAACCUGCUGGUCAGGCUCGCCAACGCCCAGGGCGACAUCCUCGAGGACAUCGCUCUCAUCGAGAAUUUGGAAGAGACGAAGCGGACGGCGACGGAAAUCGCCGAAAAAGUCGAGGUUGCGUCGGAGACUCAAAUCUCGAUCAACCAGACCCGCGAGGUGUACAGGCCCGUCGCGGCGCGCGGCGCGCUGUUCUACUUCCUCAUCGACGUGCUCAACGUGCUCGACCGCGUGUACCAGUACUCGAUGGCGAACUACAUCUACAUCCUCAAGAAGGGGAUGGACAUCUGCCCCGGCGGCAGCGACGGGGAGCAGUGGGUGCCCGAGGAGAAGAAGCUCGGCAAGGAGCUGCCCGUCGAGCAGCGCGUCCCCGCGCUCACCGAGAGCGUCACGUCCGCGGUGUUCGGGUACAUCUCCGCCGGUCUCUUCGAGCGGCACAAGCUCAUCAUGGCGACGCAGCUCACCAUGGGAGUCCUUCGGCAGCAGGGCAAGUUGGACGCGGAGUUGUUCGACUGGCUGCUCCGAGCCCCGCGGUCCGAGGGCAUGGACAACCCGCUGCCGGAGUGGCUCGGCGAGGCCAACUGGGAGAUGGUCAACUCCAUCCGCGAGUUUGAGCAGUACGCCGCGCUCGGGGACGACCUCGUGGGCUCCGCCAAGCGCUGGCGCGAGUGGAUGGAGCUGGAGCGACCGGAGGAGGAACCGAUGCCGGGCGACUGGAAGAAGAUGGAGCAGUUCGAGCAGCUGCUGCUGUUCAGGGCGCUGCGACCGGACAGGAUGUCCAACGCGCUCGGCACCUUCGUCAAGAACACCCUCGGCGAGCGGUACGUCACGUCGGAUCCCUUUGACUUGGCGUCGUCUUUCGAAGAUUCGGCGCCGGGCACGCCCAUGUUCAUCUUCCUCUCCCCCGGCGUGGACGUCGCGGCGGCGGUGGAGCACCUCGGGCGCAAGCUCGGGUACACCGCCGACAACGGCAAGUACGCGAGCGUCUCGCUGGGGCAAGGCCAGGAGCCCAUCGCGAUGAACAACCUGAAGAACUUCCACAAGAGCGGCGGCUGGGUGCUCCUGCAGAACAUCCACCUCACGAUCGACUGGACCAACGGCCCUCUGGAGAAGACGGUGGACAAGCUCGCCGAGGGGGCGCACGAAAACUUCAGGCUGUUCCUGUCCGCGGAGCCCCCGCCCUCGUUAGAGCGCGGCCUCGCCAUCUCCUUGCUCCAAAACAGCGUCAAGUUGACGAACGAACCCCCCGAGGGAAUGAAGCAAAAUUUGGCUCGCGCGUACAACAACUUCACCGAGGAGAUGUUCGAGGCGUGCGCCAAGCAAGGGGAGUUCAAGUCCAUCAUCUUCGCGCUGUGCUACUUCCACGCGGCGAUUUUAGAGCGCAAGAAGUUCGGGGUGGGCAACCUCCCGGACGCGGCGUCGGGCAUCGGGUGGAACAUGAACUACCCGUUCAACACGGGCGAUCUGCUGUGCUGCGGCCAGUGCGUGAACAACUACCUGGAGAACAACAGCAAGGUCCCGUGGGACGACCUCAAGUACAUCAUCGGCGAGAUCAUGUACGGUGGUCACGUCGUCGAGGACUGGGACAGGCGCACGGUGGCGAUGUACCUCGAGUCCUACUUCAAGGAGGAGCUCCUCGAGGGUAUCGAGUACUUCCCGGGCUUCCCCUCCCCGCCCAGCGGCUUGAACCACAAGCAGACCAUGGCGUACAUCGAGGAGAAUUUCCCCACGGAGACGCCCCUCGCCUUUGGCCUCCACCCCAACGCGGAGAUUGGCUUCAAGCUGCGCGAGGCGGAGAGCCUCUGCGCCGCCAUCCUCUCGCUCCAGCCCAGGGACGGCGGCGGCGAGGAGGGUUCCUCCGUCGAGGACAAGGCCAAGACGGUGUUGGACGACUUGGUGGACAGGCUUCCCGAGCAGUUCGACAUGGAGGACAUUCGCGGGCGCACCGAGGAGAUCACGCCGUACAUCAUGGUCGCCAUCCAGGAGGCUGAACGCAUGAACGUGCUCCUCGCCGAGAUGAAGCGCUCGCUCGCGGAGCUCGACCUCGGCUUAAAGGGUGACCUCACGAUGUCGGACCCGAUGGAGAAGCUCAUGAUGGCGCUCGCCGACGGUGCCGUGUACGCCGGCUGGGCCAAGCUGGCGUACCCGUCGCUUCGCUCGCUCGGUUCGUGGGUGAACAACCUGGAACGGCGCGUCGAACAGCUCGCGCAGUGGUGCAGCGACCUGCAGCUGCCCAAAGCCGUCUGGCUCUCCGGUCUCUUCAACCCGCAAUCGUUCCUCACCGCGGUGAUGCAGACGACGGCGCGGAAAAACGACUGGCCGCUAGACAAGACGGUUGUGCUCACCGAGGUGACCAAGAAGCAGCCCGAGCAGAUCGAGGGACCGGCGAGGGAGGGGGCGUACAUUCACGGGCUCACCCUGGAGGGAUGCAGGUGGGACGAGAAGGCGGGGUGCCUCGACGAAUCCAGGCCCAAGGAGAUGUUCUGCCCCAUGCCCGUGAUUAUCAUCAAGGCUGUGACGGUGGACAAGGCGGAGAUGAAGGAUGCGUACCAGUGCCCGGUGUACAAGACGGAGCGAAGGUUCAGGGAGGAGGUGUUCACCGCGCAGCUCAAGAGCAAGCACGGGCAGAUCAAGUGGACGCUCUCGGGCGUCGCGCUCUUCCUGGACAUCUGCUGAUAACGCGUUCGAUCAGUUUUUGUGUGGAAAAGAAUAGACGCCGAAGGAAACAAACAAGAGAAGGUCCGCGGCGAAGGCGCGCGCGGCGCGAGCGGCGAGGCGGCGCGUUCAAUUUCCUCUCUCGCGGUGACGGCUCCGAUGGAGUGGAGCCGUUGUAAACCCGCGGGCAGGAGCGACGCCUCAUUAAUCGCUCGCGCGCGCGACGAACAAAUGCCGCGUUUGACCGGUGUUUGACCGAAGCGUUUGACCGAAGGCUUCGUCAGACGCUACUAGCUAGGAUUACUUCAAUCAGAUGAUUUACACAUUCAGCAAGACGACGCACGUCACGAGUCCCGCGCGCCGCCGUCAGUCCGGCGCGUCACAGUCCCUUGGGCUUUGGAGGUUUCCUCCCCUUCCUCUUGACGUCGCUGGCGAUCGUGAGAUUUUUCGCAUAGUUUUUGGAAUCCUGCGACCCGGUCGGCGGUGGGGGAUCGUUUGCGUCGUCGUCGCCUCCUCCCCCUCCGCCUCCGCCGGAUCCCUGGCCGGCGACGAACGCCGCUCCCGCCACCGCGAUGAGCGCGACGAUGCCGAACGCCCCGCCGCCGCCGCCGCCGCCGUCGUCGGCGAGCGCGGGCAGCGCCGUCGCGAGGCUUACCGGGAUGCCGCCCAACGCCGCUGACGCGAGUUUGACGCUGGCGCCCUUUGCGACGGAGGGUUUUCGCGCGGGAGGAUCCGCGUCUCGCUUCGCCGCGGCGCGGGCGGCGACGCGAGCCGGGCGGACGGCGACCUACGUUGACGACGAGGGCGCGUGUCGAUGGUCAGCGGCGAGAGCGAGACGUUCGUUUCGCGCGUGCGGCGCGUCAGCGCGCGCGCGAGACGCGUGGAGACGAAGCCAUUGGACGUGUCAGUCGGGCGGGUGUACAGUCAGACGGUUGGUGCGGUGCGGUGGGGUUGGGGAGACGGGAGCCGACGCGUUACCUCGCGCGGGGCGCCGAGUCGGACGGCGCGCGCGCUCAACGCACUCGUCACCGUGGUCAUGGUGCGUGCGUUUCACUCGACGCUCUUCAAGCUAUGGCGCCGCGGCCGACGAGCCCGGCGAGCUGGGCGUGC
This is a messenger RNA of Micromonas commoda, 14634 nucleotides long. RefSeq names its product dynein beta chain, flagellar outer arm (gene ODA-DHCB). Gene Ontology annotation, cellular component: dynein complex. The transcript is spliced from 2 exons. Bases 1 to 13545 code for a protein of 4514 amino acids. The record is from RefSeq and is a predicted model, not a curated record. Gene Ontology annotation, molecular function: ATP binding; dynein light intermediate chain binding; minus-end-directed microtubule motor activity. NCBI's taxonomy places the organism in Eukaryota, Viridiplantae, Chlorophyta, Mamiellophyceae, Mamiellales, Mamiellaceae. Gene Ontology annotation, biological process: microtubule-based movement.